Messenger RNA from Lytechinus pictus (painted urchin), 2374 nucleotides. Its product is annotated as lysophospholipid acyltransferase 5-like. Gene Ontology annotation, molecular function: lysophospholipid acyltransferase activity; 1-acylglycerophosphocholine O-acyltransferase activity. Gene Ontology annotation, biological process: phosphatidylcholine biosynthetic process; lipid modification. Gene Ontology annotation, cellular component: membrane. The record is from RefSeq and is a predicted model, not a curated record. Lineage: Eukaryota; Metazoa; Echinodermata; Echinoidea; Temnopleuroida; Toxopneustidae. Bases 188 to 1639 code for a protein of 483 amino acids. The transcript is spliced from 12 exons.
GAACUGUAUUGUAUGAAUUUGAUUUGAGAGAAAAACAAAACAUCUUUAGCUUUACAACAAAAUAUUCUGAAAUAUAAAACUGCAAAACGUGCCAGGGUUGCACGCAUCUAAUAAGCAUGCAUCCGCGAGGCAUCCUUUUUGCAGUCUGCGACUGAGAAAAAGGACGGUUCCUCCUCACUCGGCAAAAAUGGCACACCUUGGCAUGUUGAAAAUCAUGGAAAUCAACCCGGUUUCCAGAUUUUUUGAAGAACUAUCGGGUACCAUUGGAUUCCCCAUCGUGGAUUUGAGGUUCUACGCUUCGAUCCUAAUCUGCUAUCCUCUUGCCCUGUUCUCUCGUCGAUAUGUCAUCCACUCCGCCCCAAGCACUCAACAUCUCUUCUAUGCAGCAGCUGGCCUGUCCCUUGCGUACUUCAACUUCGGACUGGAUUGUAUGCACUACAUUGUGACCAUAAUAGCAAACUUUCUUCUGCUUCAACUGGUUGGAGGAACUAGAACAUCAGUAGCGGCUUCCUUUGCAUACAACAUGGGUUAUCUUCUGGUUGCAUAUUUCUUCAAGAAGGAAGACUUCCACAUGCUCGCUUGGGACACUCCCCAGUGUGUCCUGUGUCUGAAGAUGAUUGGUAUGGCAUUAGACGUCUAUGAUGGACAUAAACCUGACAAGAAAAGUCUAAACAAGGACCAGAAAGAGCACUAUCUACCCAGACUGCCAAGUCUCCUUGAGGUUGCAGGAUUUGCUUUCUUCUUUGCCGCAUUUAUGGGAGGCCCCCAGUUCUCGAUGCGUCAGUACUUGUACCUGGCCAAUCAAAAGCUGUUACCCAAGGGAGAGAUGGAGAAUCCUUCUAACCUUCGACCUGCUCUCAGGAGAUUCUUACAGGGUCUUGUCUAUCUUGGAUUAACCGUCUUCUGUCUUCCCGUCUACAGUCAAGCAUACUUGAGGAGUGACCAGUUCAUGCACUCAUCAUUUCCCAGCCAAGUUCUAUCUAUUCUCCUCUGGGGUAUCUUUGAUAGAAGCAAGUACAUCACAUCGUGGGUCAUGGCUGAAGGAAGCUGUAUUCUAACUGGUUUGGGGUAUAAUGGAAUCGACAAGGCUGGUGAGACCAGAUGGGAUCAUUGUGAAAACGUCCAUGUUUACAACUAUGAAACGUCAACAACUAUCAGAGAGCUAAUAGCAUCGUAUAACGUCAAGACCAAUCUCUGGGCUCGAAGGCAUAUCUACCAGCGACUGAGGUUUCUCGGAUCGAGACCGGUAUCUCAAGCUUCAACGCUUCUAUUUCUAGCAAUGUGGCAUGGGCCCUACACCGGGUACUUCCACGCAUUCAUCUUUGAAUUCUUUGAGCUUCUUAGUGAAGAAACUCUGAUUGAGUUUUGGCGGAUGCUUGGACUGAAGCCGCUAGCAUCGUAUCGUGUUGCGUACAUGAUUGUUUUUCCCCUGUUAAGACUUCUAAUGCUUUUAGGCUUUGCCUACCCGUUCAUCAGCUUUCAGUUCCUCCUUUUUGCAGAAUAUAGUCCAGUCUAUGCAUCUGUGUAUUAUGUUGGUCAUAUCAUCUUUGUCAUAUUACCCCUCAUCUAUCUUCUAUUAGUCAAACCAAUCUGUCUGCUUUUCAUCCCCAAAAGGUCUGAGACCGUCAAGAGUGAGUAGAGAAUAUUUGAAAGUCAGAGGGAAUCAUUCCAUGAGGGCAUUUCACAAAAAUAGCUCAAUUGCAUCGACCAGGUAUAUGGCAAGCCACCAAUACCGAUGUUUGCUGUGACCAUAUGUAUCGCAAGCCAACCGUACCCAUAUUUACUGUGACCUGACGUAUGGUAAGCCACCCAUUUUCUGGUUAGUGUGACCAGAUGUAUGACAAGCCACCCAUACUAAUGGUUGCUGUGACCAGAUAUAUGGCAAGCCACACAUAUUUUAACGUUUGCUAUUACCAAAUGUAUGGUAAGCCACCCGUCUAAUGGUUGCUGUGAUGAGCAGUCAUCAUUGAUGAGAAUACACUCUUUUGUCACAGUCACAAAAAGAGAAAUUUUAUACAUUUUCUCAUGAGAUACCGCAAUCAGAUAAGUCUCUCUCUUCAUUGAGUCACCAAAAAUGUGUGCAAACUACUGUCAUUCAAAAGAAAUAGAUUUGUUUUUGCUUUCUUUUGCAAUGAACUAUAAACAUUAAUCACUGAAUACUCCAAUCAAAUUAAUAUUUCGUAUAUGAUACUCCAUAAACUUGCCAUUAUACUCAGUGUACUAUUCUGUACUUGAGACCACAUAGACUUGCCAUAACAAUCAGUGUAAUAUUCUGGACAUGAUAUCCCAUAAAAUUGCCAUUACAAUGAAAUAUAAACUUUCCAUAAUUUUCUUUGAUUUUUGGUAUUAUUAGUAGAGCGGAUAAGCUCCAAAA